ACGUUUCCAAACAUUAGGAAUUGAAUUUCAAACACGCCGGUUACAGUAAUCAUCUUUCCUUUCUUCUCUCCUGCAGUUAUAUCCUCUGUUUGUGUCAUGCAGCGCUUCAGCAUGUAAGCAGGGCACGUUUUGGGAAUUCCACAGAUAGGGGACGAUUAGAAUUUAGAGAGAGAAAGAGAGAGAGAGAGAAAGAGAGAGAGAGAGAGGGAGCGUAGCAACCGCGAACCCUUAGCUUCCUUAUCUCCCCUCCAUUUGCGCAUUUUUCGUUUCCCUAGAAGUGCUCUGGUUGAAAAGAUUUUUUUUGACAAAAAUUGAAUAGACAGAAACAGGGCAUGAGAAGCGGAGGAGCCACCCAGAGAAGGAAACGCACUAGACACAACAUCUGAAAGAAGGUCGCCAUUCACAUUUGAUUAAUCGAAAAUGCAGGGGAGGAGGAAGAUGGGUUUUCCGGGUUGGUGGUUGGGAGCGGUUGCUCUGUUUUUUAUUUUGGUUCCUGUUUGGUCUCAGCAGGAGACUCCUUCUCCUUCCAGUUGGAAGAGCUUUGUAGGGCGGACCGAUGUCCAAGCGGAAAGGAAUCCUUCGCCAUUACAGCUGCGCAUUCAGCGUGACCAAGUGGUUAUGGAUAAUGGCAUUGUCCAAGUCACUUUGACAGUUCCAGAGGGUUUUGUCGUCGGGAUAAAAUACAAUGGAAUUGAUAAUUUACUAGAGACCAGGAAUGAAGAAGAUGAUAGAGGGUAUUGGGAUAUCAAUUGGAAUAAGCCUGAAUCUGGGAGCAUAGGUAGCAAGAUUAAAGGGACAAAAUUCAAUGUCAUUAGGAACGAUGGUCAGCAAAUAGAGCUUUCUUUCGUAACAACAUGGUCUGCUUCUUCCAGUGACAAACAAUUCCCCCUAAAUAUUGAUAAGAGGUUUAUACUGCUCCCUGGCAAAUCUGGGUUCUACUCCUAUGGCAUAUAUGAGCGCUUAAGAGGGUGGCCUGCCCUGGAGGUCGACCAAACAAGAAUAGUUUUCAAGCUUCAGAAAUACAAGUUUCGUUACAUGGCCAUAUCUGAUACAAGACAAAGGAUCAUGCCAUUGCUUCAAGACCGUGAAGCAGGUCAGCCCCUUGCAUAUCCAGAAGCUGUUCGCUUGACUAAUGCAUCAGAUUCAGGCCUCAAGGGAGAGGUAGAUGACAAGUACCAAUACUCAAGUGAUAAUGAAGAUAGUCGGGUCCAUGGGUGGAUAUCAUUCUAUCCUUCUGUGGGAUUCUGGAUGAUCACACCCAGCAAUGAGUUUCGUGCUGGUCCACUUAAGCAGGAGCUCACCUCUCAUGUUGGACCAUUCACACUCUCGAUGUUUGUCAGUUUACAUUAUGCGGGGAAGCCUGCAGGGUUGCAGUUCAGACAGGGAGAGCCAUGGAAAAAGGUUUUUGGGCCUGUUUUUGUGUAUCUUAACUCUGUUCCAUUUGAAAAGAAUCCCAUUUCACUAUGGCAAGAUGCCAAAGCUCAGAUGUUAAAAGAAACUGAAAACUGGCCAUACAAUUUUCCACUUUCAAAAGACUUCCCUUAUUCUGCUGAUCGGGGAAAUGUCAUCGGUCAACUACUAGUCUGCGACCGAUACAUUAAUGUAGACUGUCUGCCAGCAGCCCCUGCCCAAGUGGGGUUGGCUCUACCAGGACCGCCAGGAGCAUGGCAAACAGAGAACAAGGGCUAUCAAUUCUGGAUUGACACUGAUAAGCAGGGGCGAUUCUUUAUUAAAGGAGUACGAAGUGGGGAGUAUAGCCUGUAUGCAUGGGUCCGUGGUAUAAUUGGAGAUUACACGCACAAUGUUAAUGUCGUUGUUACGCCAGGAUCCAACAUUAACCUUGGAGUUCUCAAGUACAUGCCUCCAAGAUAUGGUCCUACCUUGUGGGAAAUAGGCUAUCCAGACCGCACCGCUGCUGAAUUCUUUGUUCCCAAUCCGGCCCCAAACUUUGUAAACCAUCUUUACAUUAAACGAGAUAGAUUCAGGCAGUAUGGAUUGUGGCAGAGAUACGCAGAUUUAUAUCCUGACCGUGAUCUGAUAUUCACUGUGGGGGUUAGCGAUUAUCGGAAAGACUGGUUCUUUGCGCACGUUAACAGGCGCGUAGGAAACAAUGAGUACAAACCGACCGUAUGGCAGAUCAUAUUUGAUCUUAAAAAUCCAUCCAGUUCUCAAACCUAUGUACUUCAAUUGGCAUUGGCGUCAGCUACUGCAUCUGAGCUACAAGUUCGGAUCAAUAAUCCUGUCUCACGAUUCCCUCUGUUUACAACGGGACUUAUCGGCAGGGACAACGCCAUUGCAAGACAUGGGAUUUAUGGGAUCUAUGCUUUGUACAGCGUCAACAUUCCGGGCUCCGAACUUGUGAAUGGGAGAAACACAAUAUUUCUGUGGCAGUCAAGGGCAACAACUCCUUUCCAAGGAAUUAUGUAUGACUACAUCCGACUAGAGGGUCCUCCUUCCAAUUAGUGUCUUAGAUGGGCAUUUUGGUAUGGAGCCCUGAGAGCUAGUUUAGGUUUGCAAUUCCUUUAAUUCCUUGUGGCAUUAUACAUAGAAAAUAUAGGAAAAGAUCAAAUAAAGGGUGGAGAGAAAUUUAGUGAAAGAAAAACUUUUAGUUCUUUUGGUCUCUUGCCAAUGUGUACAUAACUCUUUAUAUGUAUAUCAUAUGAAAUCAGUGAUAGU
Molecule: messenger RNA, 2676 nt
Organism: Malania oleifera
Lineage: Eukaryota; Viridiplantae; Streptophyta; Magnoliopsida; Santalales; Ximeniaceae
Product: rhamnogalacturonate lyase B-like
Exons: 16
Coding region: 421-2463 (680 amino acids)
Molecular function (GO): carbohydrate binding
Source: RefSeq, a predicted model, not a curated record